Aspergillus calidoustus is the source of this 1002-nucleotide messenger RNA. The record is from the annotation of a GenBank genome assembly. Lineage: Eukaryota; Fungi; Ascomycota; Eurotiomycetes; Eurotiales; Aspergillaceae.
AUGGACGGUCGGAAGAAGAAAAGAAAGGUCCUCUUGAUGGGUAAGAGUGGCUCGGGGAAGUCGUCUAUGCGGUCAAUUAUAUUCAGCAAUUAUGUUGCGAAGGAUGUACGGCGGCUUGGGGCAACAAUUGAUGUGGAGCAUAGUCAUGUCAAGUUCAUGGGGAACCUCACGUUGAAUCUCUGGGAUUGUGGAGGACAAGACGCCUUUAUGGAAACCUACCUCGCCUCGCAGCGCGGGAACAUCUUCUCCGACGUCGCAGUCCUCAUCUACGUCUUCGAUAUCGAGUCGCGUGAGGUCGAACGGGACCUGGAUACAUAUAGUGCGAUAAUAACAGCACUACGAGAAUACAGCCCACAUGCCUACGUCUUCUGCCUAGUACACAAGCUCGACCUCAUCCAAGCCGAGCACCGCCAACGGAUAUACGACGAACGCUCCGCCCUGAUCCGAAGCCGCACGGAACACUUUACAAUUGACACCUUCGGCAGCAGCAUCUGGGACCAGUCUCUGUACAAAGCUUGGGCGGGGAUAGUCCACAAACUCAUCCCCAAUCUCACCGUCAUUGAACGGUUCCUGCAAGCCUUUGCGAAGCGCAUCGACGCAGAGGAAGUCAUCCUCUUCGAGCGCUCCACCUUCCUUACCGUCACCUCGGUCUCGUCGGAAAUCGGCGACCUGAACCCCAUCUACGACCGUCAUGAGCGGUUAUCAAAUAUUAUGAAGGCGUUCAAGCACUGCGCUGCUCGGAACACGCACACGACUCCGGCGUCAGCUGGGUUCAUCGUCAUGCACACGAAAACUCCGCAGUUCAACGUCUUCCUCGGCCGCUUCACAGAUAACACAUACAUCUUCGUUGUCGUGCCUCCAGGCGAGGCAGCGUACAAUUGCGCCGUGCUCAACACGAUGCUCGCCCGCGAAGGGUUCUCGAAGGCCGCAGGCGCCACCCACGGAGACGGCUUUCCGCUCCCCAUGCCUAAUUCCCCAGACGCCGACUCGAAUAGCAACUAG